GAAGUGGGCGGAACGCGGUGGACAAGGAACGGCCGUAAGCACCAAUAAGAAGCGAGAAGCGGCGCGGCUCAUCCAAUGGUAGAGCCCGGAGGGCGGGGACGCGAGGAGGCGGGGCUACCGGGCUGGAGCCGGCAACAGGAGGCUGAGGGAGGCGGUAAAGGCAGAAGCAGUACAAAGGGAGAUGUCCCUCGCGUCCCCACUGGAAGCAGGAUGAAUCUCAUGUCUAUGGCGACAGAGCCCGAGCUGAAAUGGGUAGCCCUGUGGGUCCGCGUCAGGUGGGCAGCCGUGCUCGUGCUGCUGCUGGGCUCCCUCCUGCUGCUGCUGCUGCCGCUGCCCGCUGUGGAGGAGAAGUGCCAUGCGGUGCUCAGGGGGCUCUCCUUCCUGAGAAGUAAGCUAGGCACCGGCUACACGGGCGUCACCAGGUACACGGGGCAAAGCACGGGGCUGAGCGUCACCUCACAGGGGCUGGAGCUGCUGGUGCUGAAGGGCAAGGCCUCCCCAGAAGUGAAAUUAGAAGCCAAAGCAGCUCUGAACCAAGCCCUUGAAAUGAAGCGCCAAGGAAAGCGAGAAAAAGCGCACAAACUCUUUAUAUACGCCCUCAAAAUGGACCCUGAUUAUGUGGAUGCCCUGAAUGAAUUUGGCAUUUUUUCUGAAGAGGAAAAAGACAUUCUUCAAGCAGACUAUUUGUACUCCAAAGCUUUAACCCUUUCUCCCUGCAACGAGAAGGCUUUGAUCAAUCGGGACCGGACACUGCCUUUAGUUGAAGAAAUAGAUCAGAGGUAUUUUAGCAUUAUUGACAGCAAGGUUAAAAAAGUGAUGGCGAUCCCCAAAGGCAAUUCUGCCCUGCGCCGAGUGAUGGAGGAGUCCUACUAUCACCACAUCUACCACACGGUUGCUAUUGAAGGGAACACUCUGACGCUGUCAGAAAUACGACACAUCAUCGAGACCAGAUAUGCUGUUCCUGGAAAAAGUUUGGUGGAGCAGAAUGAGGUGAUCGGCAUGCACGCAGCUCUGAAAUACGUCAAUACCACGCUGGUAUCGCGGAUAGGCUCUGUUACCAUUACUGAUAUCCUGGAGAUACAUCGGAGAGUGCUGGGCUACGCUGACCCUGUGGAGGCGGGGCGGUUCAGGACUACCCAGGUGUUUGUAGGGCAUCACAUACCCCCACACCCCCAGGACGUUGGGAAACAGAUGCAGGAGUUUGUGCAGUGGAUUAACUCUGAAGAUGCCAUGAGUUUGCACCCCGUGGAGUUCGCUGCGUUAGCCCACUACAAGUUGGUUUACGUCCAUCCUUUUGUAGAUGGCAACGGGAGGACCUCACGUCUGCUAAUGAACCUCAUCCUGAUGCAGGCAGGCUACCCACCCAUCACCAUCCGCAAGGAGCAACGGGCGGAGUAUUAUCACGUCUUGGAAGUGGCCAACGAGGGCGAUGUGAGGCCUUUCAUACGCUUCAUAGCUAAGUGUACCGAGACGACGCUGGACAUGUUGCUCAUCGCCACCACGGAGUACUCUGUGGGGUUACCUGAAGCUGAUGGCAGCAGUGCUGGAUGCAAACAAACUAUCCCUGUCAAGACUUGAAGGUUCCAGACAUGGAGAAGGCAGGGAACACAUGGGUGAACAGGAAGCCGUGCUGCUCAGUACUUCUGCUGGGAAGUGACUUGAGAGGAGGUGUCACUCUUUAGCAUUUCACUUAUUUAAAGUCUCUUACGUUUGAUUAAAUUAAUAUAAUUUAUUUAUAUACAUUAUGCCAAGCUGAACUGUUGAUGUUGAUUGUGCGCUGUAACUUGCCUGUGCUACAGUAAGAGGUGGGGUAAAAUAUCAGAGGGGCUAAACAAAAUGAAGUAGAAAAGAUUUUCUCCAUAAAAUUAAGCAUUGAGAAGCUGCUUCCAUCACAGCCCUUCACCAAGUCAAUCAACAGCCUUGUCUUACCUUGUCAUGGAGCUGCCAGGUGGGACAAAGCCUCAAUGAAGUUGUUGCUUUCAUACUGUCCCUUCACUCUUCCUCAAAACCCAAAGCCCUGGCAGUAAUAGCAUGCUCCCAGCUGCAUCGAGCUUUCAUCUUCACUGUGACGCAUUCAACCAGAAAAGAUGAGGAAGAAGGAUGACAUUUCUCCCCUCCUAUUUCUGCUUUAAGUAGCACUUUGCAUAUUUACUUUCAGUUGCCUUUCCUAGGGUAAGGUAUGUGCAACAAAUGGGAAGUGUUUGGUUUAUGAUUACAAACCACGUGACAGGAACAAGACAAGGAACGCUCUUGCUAUGCUUUCAGCAGGAUGAUUUUCUGCUGAGACCCUGCUUCAGAUCCCCCCUCUCAGCAGGCAGGUCCCCUGGGAAACUGCAGCUGGCUGCAGGUUUCUGUUCAGGGUUUUGAAAAGAGCUUGCUCCUGCAAAGCUGCAGGCAGAAAAGGUCAUUAUGCAUAACCACGAGACUGCCUUUAUCUGCUGUGCUGUUUGGUAAGAAUUCAUAGAGUGAGUUUGCCAAAAACUUAAGUUUCCUUCAUCUACACAAGAGACCUUUUUUCUUAAUAGGUUUAUUAACUACCAGGUCAUGUUAUUCCUGUGAUAAAUGCAUAAAGAACCACCCCAGGCCUCUCCCUGCUACAGUGUGAGUUUGCCUAGCACCUAGAAGCUGCUGCCCAAUUCAAAGUGCUUUUAAGGUAAAAGCAUUUGCAGUUUAACACUGAGGGGAGUUGCUCCCUACACCUCACCUGGCAGUUGUGUGACUGCAUAACUCCAGGUGUCAUAGAUCCCAACACCUUCAAGUUCAGAAAGACGUGGAAGGAAUGGAUUCAGGUACUGUCCUGUCCCAGGCCUGUUUUUCUCCCCUCUAGCUCUCUUACCUGCAAGGUAGUAGGAAUGAUGCAUUUUAUACAGCAAACAGACAAGAAGACAAGACUGGGAGUUACCUAUACACUGUAGCACCAGCCUGUCCUUAUGUAUUGAUUACUGCUGACAGGGAAAGUGAACAAGUGUUCUAUUUUUACAAAGCAUGCUUAUUUUUGUAGUGCCACGUGAGUAUAAAAGUAUUCUGCACUUUAGAGCUCUGGAAAAAAAAAAGUUCAUUUUAAUAACAGAUGAAUAAAGUAUUUUAAUAUUAAAGUCUGCAGUAAAAUCA
Molecule: messenger RNA, 3111 nt
Organism: Numida meleagris (helmeted guineafowl)
Lineage: Eukaryota; Metazoa; Chordata; Aves; Galliformes; Numididae
Gene: FICD
Product: FIC domain containing
Exons: 3
Coding region: 76-1578 (500 amino acids)
Molecular function (GO): protein binding
Source: RefSeq, a predicted model, not a curated record